AUGGCUUUGUCUCAGGAGACGAUUUUAACCUUUUUAUUGGAGCACGGUGGAAAGGUGAAGAAUUCUGAACUGUUGGAUGAGUUUAAAGGAUUUAUCAACAGCAGCGAUCCCGCGGAAAAGACACAAAACAGGAAUCUCUUUAAGAGUUUUGUGAACAAUGUUGCAGUUGUUAAACAGAUCGACAAUGUCAAGUUUGUAGUCGUGAAGAAAAAAUACCAAGAAUUUGUGAAAGUUAAAAAGAAUCAGUUGGAAGAUAGCCCAGUCAGCCGAAAUUGUUCUUUUUCUUCUUCUUCCAUGAGCCUCAGUAGCAUUUCAAAACGUGAGUUCCAGAUUUAUCAUUCAGAUGUUGAAAACAACAAUUCGUUCGUUUCUCUGAACAAAAAUCACGGAUAUUUAAAUGGUAACGUCGGAAGUUCGCUCCCUGAUUGUCCAGCUCAAAAUAACGGUUCAUCGAGCUGCCAUGAUGCACCGGCUCAAGUUGAUGGGUCAAUAACAGCUUGUUCCGAGGAGACUGUACGAGCCAGAGUACUCAGUGUAUCGAGUGAAGUUAAAAGGGGGAAAACCAGAGCUGUUUUUGCUAUUGUUGCAGUUAAAUCACCACCAAAUUCACAGUUUGAUCGCUUAAGUGACGAGACAGACAAAGUAGAGCCAAGAGUUCUGUGCUCCGCACGGCAGCAGUGUGAGUUGUCAUCAGAGACUCGUACGUUUCAAGUGACGACUGAGACAACGCAUCCUAUCACAAAUACCCAACAUCGAAGUAAAGCCGUGGAGGAGAAUGAUCUACGCAAAACUCCAAGACCAAAAAGGCGGCAGGCAGAGGCUCAGGCACCAAGUUCACCUCAUCUUAAAAAAGGCAACAAAUUAUCUAAACCAGGUUACACCUCAAAGUAUUCAGAGGGGCCCCCCUUGGAGCCCACAGAGCAUGAGUGGCUUGUUCAGUUAGCCACUGGGCACUGGGGUCAUGUGUAUGGCCUGCUCCUGAAUGACAUUCAGCUAGCUGAGAAGAGAGACUUCAUAUCUGGCUUCACAGCUCUUCACUGGGCUGCAAAAAGUGGCAAUUUUGAGAUGGUUUGUAAAAUCAUUGACAUUUCCAAGAGAAAUGGCAUGGAUAUUGAUGUUAAUAUCAAGACCCACGAUGGAUACACACCUUUACACAUUGCUGCCAUACACAAUCAUGAAUCUGUGUUAACUUUACUAGUGCGUGAUUAUGGUGCCAAUUUCAACAUAAGGGAUAACAGUGGAAAAAAGCCUUACUACUAUUUGCAGAAAGGUGUAUCUUUACAGGUGAGAGAGAUGCUUGGAGACCCUCAGGUGUUGUAUCAGCGGCCUUUGUAUGAUAAAACAGAGAAUGAAUGUCCUUCUGAGGUCUCACGUGGUUUCAACACUUUGAGUAGGUUAUUUCAGCCACCUGUGGGAUACAGAAGAAAACAGAGACAUCGUCUGAGCUUCCAUUUCGUCAGUGACGACAACGAAGAUUACAAAAAACAGAAUGAUGCGCUCGGCCAUAGGUUAGUCCAGUGA
Molecule: messenger RNA, 1521 nt
Organism: Chanos chanos (milkfish)
Lineage: Eukaryota; Metazoa; Chordata; Actinopteri; Gonorynchiformes; Chanidae
Gene: sowahab
Product: sosondowah ankyrin repeat domain family member Ab
Exons: 1
Coding region: 1-1521 (506 amino acids)
Molecular function (GO): protein binding
Source: RefSeq, a predicted model, not a curated record